AUGCCCAAGGACUUCGAAUUUGGCUAUGUUUUUGAUGAAAAUGAUCGCCAACAAGUCGUAUUCGAGCGAUGUGUCGUCGACCUAAUAGAGCACUUAUUGAAUGGAAAAAAUGGUCUACUUUUCACAUAUGGGGUUACUGGUAGCGGCAAAACGUACACAAUGACCGGGAAGCCUACGCCUGAGGAGACCGGGUUGUUGCCUAGAACUCUCGAUGUUGUGUUCAAUAGUAUCGACAACAAAGUUGAUCGUUGCGUGUUCUACCCGAAUGGCCGAAACGGUUUUGGUAUUCGCUCCAAAAUGGAAGCUCAUAUUGCUAGAAGACAAGCCGAGAUGGAACGUCUUCAGAUAAGUAGUGAGAUUGACCAGCGAUACAUGGAAAGGAGAGUGGUUCCCGGAUAUAACGAUAAUUAUGUCUGUUCUGUAUUUGUAUCUUAUGUAGAAAUAUAUAACAACUAUUGCUAUGAUUUACUCGAAACAAAAAACAUUCUCACCAAACGUGAUACUCGUAUUGAUAUUAACAAUAUCGUAUAUGUAGAUGGUGCUAGGGAAGUCGAGGUUGACAACAGUGAUGAAGCUUUGGAGCUGUUCUGCAAAGGAGAAGAGCGACGCCGAACGAGUGAUACCAUUCUCAAUAAAGAGUCAUCGCGUUCGCACUCUGUUUUUACUAUUCGACUAGUGAUGGCUCCAUUCGACUCCACUAGCUAUUCUGUAUAUCCUGAUAGCGAUCCGAAUCGAAUUGUCGUGUCGCAACUCUCGUUAGUUGAUCUUGCUGGUAGCGAACGAGCGAAAAGGACCCAGAAUGUAGGUGAUCGUCUAGCUGAAGCAGCAUCUAUCAAUAAGAGUUUAAUGGUACUACGACAGUGCAUCGAGAAACUGAGGAGAAACCAACGAUCUUCCCUUCAUGAGACGGUCCCGUAUCGCGAUGCAAAACUUACAAUGCUCUUCAAGAAUUAUUUUGAAGGCGCUGGUAAGAUCCGAAUGAUUAUCUGCGCGAAUCCAAAGCCAUCCGACUUUGAGGAAAACUUGAAUGUGCUAGCUUUUGCUGAAGAAUCUCAAACUGUUCAAAUCGCACGCGCAGACGAUCGCUUAGAAAUUGGUGAUGGUCCUCGGCCACCAGUGCCUCGUAGAUUCUUUUCACGAUGGAAUAUUGAAGUCGAUAACAUCGCCACCCCCUCGCUUUUACUACCGUCAAACAAUAGGCUGUUUACGGAGUUGUACAUCAAGGAUUAUAACGACUCUACAUCUAUAUCAAAUCUGAAGGAGCGUUGUCUUGCUUUGUCACAAUUAACCUCCAGUGAAAAUCGUGACAUUGGAGCCGAAAUUCGGAGCGGUGAGAUUACCUUGCGAAACGCACUCUGUGUCGCUGACUACGCCAAGAUGGAGAUGGAUGAAUUACGUGCACGCAUAGAAAAAGACGCUGAACAGAUAGCGUCCUAUUCUGCUGAGAAUAAGAAGCUGAAGAGAGAAUUGAUGUCUCUUCGUGAACGUCUUUCACGGUAUGAAGUUCAAGAUGAAGAAAUCAUCACGGCUGAAGAGAAUUUGCGGCGAAGUGUAAACGAAGAGCGUUCUCGUGCAAGAAAACAGGACCAGAAACUGAAAGUGAUCCAAGAUAUCUGCGAUGCUCCAUCGCCCUCGUUCGCUCAGUUGAGAAGCAAAUUUUCAAUGGGAACCGAAACGCCGUCAUCUGCUGCGACAUCGCGAAAUCGUGUCUUGACAGCUACAACGAGUAAUCAAGUGGCAAGUUCUUCACGACAACCACGCUCACGUCAACCGGAGCCAGGGACACCAACAUCCGGGCCAGGGUUCUUCAACCCUAAAUAUCACAGGAGAUCAAAAUCAGCUCCAAGAGUCCUCGAUCAUCAACCGACGCACCGUGUUCCAACAGGAGGAAUCCUUCGCGUGAAAAUGCCAAGCAAUGCCAAACAUGUCACGAAACCUGAGCGUGUCUUGACAGCUACAACGAGUAAUCAAGUGGCAAGUUCUUCACGACAACCACGCUCACGUCAACCGGAGCCAGGGACACCAACAUCCGGGCCAGGGUUCUUCAACCCUAAAUAUCACAGGAGAUCAAAAUCAGCUCCAAGAGUCCUCGAUCAUCAACCGACGCACCGUGUUCCAACAGGAGGAAUCCUUCGCGUGAAAAUGCCAAGCAAUGCCAAACAUGUCACGAAACCUGAGGCUCACCAACUUCAAAAAUCCAGCGACUACAUCUUAACACAUCAAGAGGUUGAUCAAGAAGGAAAUAUCAGUACAAGCGUUGUGAAGAAUAAUCUUCGUAUUCACAUGGAAGCACUAAAAUCUCCGGAACCACCUUCACUUGACAAUACGAACGCGGAAACGGUGAAUGCAUUCCAACCGCUGGAGGAGGAACUGCUGUAUUGUUUAACGAUGUUGAACAGGUCUCACACAAAAGCCCCGGUCGUACUCUUCGCACCCCACGUCGUGGGAACACUUGAAUCUUUGGUUAAUCAAAUAGUCCGUCAUACAUUAAUAACAACACCUUACUCUGUUGUAUUUGAUCCAAGAGUGUAUCUUAUCAGCUGUAUGUCCUGGCCUGGUCCAAGUGAUCCCAGUGACUGUCAAUUACACAAUGGCACAACAAGAAACUUUGGUUUGACAGUACCAAAUGGACAUCCCAAGAAGAAUAAGACUGCGGAACGAUUAAAGAUUUUUCGACAAUGGCUAGCUGACACGGACGAGGAUGAAAGAAAAUUGUUAAUUAGGGAAUUAUUGAACGAUUGCGAUUUACCCAACUUGGAAUAUAUUAGCAUGUUAAUAUCGCGACUACGUGUUGCAAGAUCUCGUCCGACAACGAAUGGAAGUAAAGAUCCAUUAACACUUCUCCCAUCACAUAUUGUACUACGUAUUAUGGCCUAUCUAGAUCCAGGUUCUUUUUUUAUCAACCUCAUCAGAUUCUUCAUUUCUUUUUUUCUCUCUGCCGAAGUUCUCGUGUAUCCCGUUACUGGCGCCUUGUUUGUUCUGAACCAAUGCUAUGGCGGACACUCUGUCAACUACCGCGUGAAUUUCGACUCUGUUCUGCGGAAGCAGAAUCAUCUCAAUUACGAAGCCAUACAUCUGAAUGUGGUACAGUUCGAUGGAAAGAAGCGUUUUCCGAAAGAUACAGGCUUUGGAGAAAUUGGCAUGCAGGGCGGCAUCACAUGUGUUCAAUUUGAUGAUGAUCGAAUCGUUAGUGGUUCGUCUGACACCACUAUACGCAUCUGGGACUUGAGAGGAUCAAGCGAUGUUGGAAACCUUGGAACAAUGGCACUGAAUGGUCAUUCGGCUACUGUUCGCUGUUUGGACUUGAAUGGAAACGUCUUGGUGUCUGGUUCCAAUGAUUUUUCGAUUAAAGUAUGGAAUGUUGAUGUCAACCCGAGAUGGUCUUCUAUUGGAUGUCGUAUGACGAUGCUCGGCCAUUCGAAUUAUGUUCGGUGCCUGCAGAUGGAUCAUGAGCAUUUAAUUAGUGGAUCGUAUGAUAUGCAUUUAAAGCUAUGGUCACUGAAUACUGGAGCGUGUGUGCGAACACUUGUUGGACACAACGAUUCGGUAUUAUGCGUGCAGUACCGCGAUCGAGACUCAUUGGCUGUGUCUGGAUCUGCAGACAAUUCCAUCAAAUGUUGGGACACAAGGACGGGCAGGCCGGAAAUGACAAUACAUAAUGCACAUGAUAACGCGGUCACGUGUGUUCGUUUCGAUGAUCAUCGCAUCGUUUCUGGUAGUGUCGACAGGAUGAUAAAAAUGUGGGAUGUACGAACAGGGAAGUGCAUGCAUACUAUCGAUUGGAAAUUGGCUGAGGGUCACACUGGGGUAGUCCGCUGCCUUCAAGUGGACACAUGGAGGAUUGUAAGCGCAGCAGAUGACAGAACAAUCAAGAGUGUAUUUUUUACUGCUGAUUCCCUCCCCUAUGAAGUAGCUGAUAUACCGCGUGAUCAUAGUGUUUCUGUUUCAUAUCCAGGGCAAGUGACGACGCAGCAAAGAGGAGAGGCAGUUACUCGAACUCGACGCGAAGAAACUGGGGAUGCUGAGAGAUUGGCGCAGAGUGACGAUGAAAAUCCACAGAGCGGUGAAGAAUCUGACGGAACGCCAUCGGAAUCAGAUCAGAAGUACGAAAUGCCAUGUAAAUUGGCGAUGUAUGAUUUCAAUCAGUGUGAUCCGAAGCGAUGCUCUGGAAGGAAGUUGUUACGAGCUGGACUGAUCAACGAAGUGAGUACAGAAUUCGCUUGUAAGACAACGUUAGCCCCAUCUGAUCGUGAUUUCAUAGAUAAUUACGGAUUGGGAGUCGUUGACUGCUCAUGGAAAGAAGUUGAACGAACACCACUACAUAAGGUCAAGGCUCCUGAGCAUCGACUUCUACCUUACUUGGUUGCGGCUAAUUCGGUGAACUAUGGACGCCCGCCUUAUUGCGCGAGGCCUGGGCUGCAGAUAAUGGAUUGGGAGGGCCAAUUUGAAGCUGGUUUCGAGUACGAAAUACAAACAGAAGGUAUGCGUCAGGGAGCUGAGGCUCGAGUCUAUAUCUGCACUUAUCUCGCCGCGUCAAUACAUGAAGACGGGGUUUUCUUUGUUAAGAAGUACCGCCACCCAGAGCUUGAUCGGAGAUUAAACAAAAUCAGAAUGCGAAAUGAGCUCAAGGGACUCGUAAAAGCGCAGGAGCUUGGAAUAGGAGCACCUGCUGUGUUUUUCAUCGACAAUGACAACAACAGAAUAAUUAUGGAGCGGAUAGAGGGUUGUACGGCAAAUUCGUGGAUCGAAUCUAGGCGACAGGAAGAGAAUGGGUCGGAUCAGUUUGUAGCCGAAACACUGGAACUCGGAAAGACUAUUGGUGAAGCCGUCGGCAAAAUGCACUUAAGUAAUCUAAUACACGGUGAUCUCACGACAUCCAACGUUAUUUUAAAGGAUGGCGACUUCAAGCGACCGUAUUUCAUUGAUUUUGGAUUAUGUGCUCUUGGAAAGGUUUCACCUGAGGAUAAAGGUGUUGACUUAUAUGUAUUGGAGAGAGCUAUGAUCAGCACUCACGUUGAUUCGGAGGAGAUGUUCAAGAGUGUUUUGGAAGGCUACAAAAGCAUGAAUAAGAAACGCGAUGGAGCUCAAACCAAACGUGGCAGUCCACCCUCUGGACUUAUUAGUGGUAGAAUGUAUCUCACUAAGGUUGCAGAGCUGUCAGAAGAGUUCAAUGUCGACGCUUAUCAUCUCAGUGAUAUUCUUCAAAUGAUUCGCCCACAGCCUCUCUAUUCACUUUAA
Molecule: messenger RNA, 5238 nt
Organism: Ostertagia ostertagi
Lineage: Eukaryota; Metazoa; Nematoda; Chromadorea; Rhabditida; Trichostrongylidae
Source: the annotation of a GenBank genome assembly